Mycena indigotica is the source of this 1527-nucleotide messenger RNA. Its product is annotated as Ammonium transporter. Bases 46 to 1527 code for a protein of 493 amino acids. Gene Ontology annotation, biological process: ammonium transmembrane transport. The record is from RefSeq and is a predicted model, not a curated record. Gene Ontology annotation, cellular component: plasma membrane. Gene Ontology annotation, molecular function: ammonium channel activity. The transcript has 12 exons. NCBI's taxonomy places the organism in Eukaryota, Fungi, Basidiomycota, Agaricomycetes, Agaricales, Mycenaceae.
GUUCCCUUCUCUUCCUCCCACUUCCUCCGUGAGCCAGCUCCCAAGAUGCGGACCGACACGGCGCUGCACACAUUCGCUGCCCGCACCCUCAACAUCACCUUUGACGACGGGGGAGACAUCAACUGGGUCGAUGCAGACGGGAAACUCUGGGUCUACAACAACGGCGACAUUGCCUGGACACUGGCCUCCAUGGCCCUCGUCUGGAUCAUGAUUCCCGGCGUAGGGUUCUUCUACUCUGGCCUCCUCCGCCGCAAAAACGCGUUGAGCAUGAUCUGGUUGAGCAUGAUGACCGUAGCGGUUGUCUCAUUCCAGUGGUUCUUCUGGGGCUUCUCUCUCGCUUUCUCCGAAACUGGCUCGAAAUUCAUCGGCGACCUUAAGUACUUUGCCCUCCGUGGAGUUUUAGAGACACCGUCAAUUGGCAGCACUCGUAUCCCGAGUAUUGUGUUCUGCAUCUACCAACUCAUGUUCGCGGCGAUCACACCGAUCCUCGCUAUUGGUGCCGUCGCUGAAAGGACGCGUUUAUGGCCGACUAUCUUUUUCGUCUUUGCCUGGUCGACAUUAGUUUACGAUCCCAUUGCUUGCUGGACGUGGAACUCGAACGGGUGGUCGUUCGUUAUGGGUGGACUUGACUUUGCUGGAGGCUCGCCCGUCCACAUCUCCUCUGGUUCGGCUGCUCUCGCCAUCAGCAUCUAUCUUGGCAAACGGACAGGAUGGGGUACUGCUCGUCUUGCCUACAAGCCCCACAACACUUCCUACGUUGUUCUUGGCACUGUUUUCCUGUGGUUCGGAUGGUUCGGUUUCAAUGGCGGAAGUGCCCUUUCUGCUAACAUGCGUGCGGCCAACGCCUGCAUCAUCACCAACCUUUGCGCCAGUGUCAGUGGCCUCGUCUGGAUGUUCUGGGACUGGCGUCUUGAACGCAAGUGGUCUGCAGUCGGCUUUUGUUCGGGCGCCAUUGCUGGCCUGGUAGCGAUUACUCCCGCUUCCGGCUACGUGGGUGCUCCUGCCUCGGUCCUGUUUGGCUUCAUGGCCGGCACCUGCUGCAAUUUUGCGACCCAGCUCAAGUUUAUCUUCGGCUACGACGAUACCCUUGAUAUCUUCGCCUCCCACGCCAUUGGCGGUAUCGUCGGUAACCUCCUCACCGGUCUUUUCGCCCAGUCUCGCGUUGCUUUCUAUGAUGGCGCUACUGUUAUUCCCGGUGGCUGGCUCGACCACCACUACAUCCAGCUUGCCUACCAGCUCGCGGACUCUGCGGCCAGUCUUUCGUACAGCUUCGUCAUGACUACGAUCAUCCUGUGGAUCAUGCACUUCAUUCCUACGCUGCGGCUGCGGACGAGCGAGGAGGGCGAGCUGCUCGGGAUUGACGACACGGAGAUGGGCGAGUACGCGUACGACUACGUCGGGCUCGAGCAGGAGAUCGGGCACACGCUCGAGAUCAACGGCGGCGAGGAGGCGCAGACGGGCGGCCGCGAGGGCCACCACCACUUGCACCACCACAACGAGAAGACGGUGGACACAGAGAGCGCGUGA